CCUGCAGAAAGUGGUCGAUGCUUGCUUACCUCCGAUUUUAAUUUGUAAUUUCUAGUAUUUCAAUGUUUUCAAAUUAACAUGUCGUGUUUAAAAGUGGUGCUUUCAAUUGUAUGUGGGCUGGUGUUGCUGUUUGAGAACUGUGAAGCUGUGGAAGCUUUUGACAAAUCUCCAAACGACCAAAAGGAAAAAUCAACUAAGUUGCCGCCUUGUAGAUCAUGCACUGUGCUUGUGGAAUCAUUUAAGUUGGUGAGUGGGUGGCAGUAAUAACAAACUUGUGUCGUAUUAAUAAAAACUUUGCUUACAGGGUUUGGAAAAAAUAAGUCGCGGCAAGCAUGCGAGCAUGCAUGUUAAAGCCGCUAAGAAUUUGACUUAAAACCUUCCACAAACAUAUAUAGCCUGUUGCCCUACUUCUGGAUUUGCGGGUUUUACAGGAGAAGCUGUUUUCGCCUUUAAUAAACCUUAUGUGAAUGUGGCGCACGGGAACAACUUCCUGUAAAACCUGCAAAACCUCCCGUACUCCAGGAGCAGGCUAAUAAAGUUUCGUGGUUGGAAACCGAGCACUAUUCCUAAUUUAAUUUUACGUAUUUUUCUUCAUCACAGGAAAAUGUAAGGGUUCUGGCACUCGUAAAGGUAGUAUAUCUAUCCAAGGGUUGUCGCUUCAGCAACAUUCCCCAAAAUUAUUUCAAUCAUUUUUAAGCUGUUACAACAACUGAGUGAAGGUUAUGUUCAUUGCUGAAACUGAAAUAAAGUAAACUGAUGGUUUGCAUUCAUGCAGUUAUUACAAUUAUUUUAUUUUUAUAUCCAACAUAUUAAAAAUAUGCCGUUUUCUUUUUUCCAUUCAUCCUCCAGCUUGUCGUAACUGCAAAGAUGGCUGGAUUAUGGGAAAUGAACCAGUAGGAUGCCAGGAUAUAAAUGAAUGUUUACUUCAAAACCGCCCAUCAUCACUAUAUUCAAUGACAAUGGUUAUAUCAUCGGUGACUACGGCGAGUUUAAGGGCAUGAAACGUUUUGAUUGCCGUAAACGCAUACUAGAAAAACUAAAAGAACUGGGCUUGUAUCGCGAGACCGUCAAUAAUCCUAUGGUCGUGCACUUCUACAGUCGUUCCAAGGAUGUAGUUGAACCCAUGAUUAAGCCACAAUGGUAUGUGAAAUGUGAUCAACUGGCUGCCGAUGCCACUGAAGCUGUCCGGAAGGGGUAUUUGAAAAUUAUAACAGAUCAUCACACAAAAAUCUGGUACCCCUGGAUGGAGGGUAUACGCGACUGGUGUGUAUGCGUCAGUCUCAGCAAAAUAGUCUUGCAUCAACAACCAGAGCUCAGUACGUCAUAGUUAUUUUUCUUCUCUGUUUUCGGAAGCUAGUGCGAUGAGUGGUGAAAACGUUGAAGAAUAAAAUAUGUAUUAUUAUAUUUUCAUUUAUUCACUUAGUUAAGUUUAACUAUAAGGAAGCAAAAUGAUGUGUAAAAAUAAGUAAUUGCUAUUAAAUCUAAGUAAAAAAAUUAUACAAUUUAAAUGAUAAUUAUUAAAAA
Molecule: messenger RNA, 1524 nt
Organism: Rhagoletis pomonella (apple maggot)
Lineage: Eukaryota; Metazoa; Arthropoda; Insecta; Diptera; Tephritidae
Product: valine--tRNA ligase-like
Exons: 3
Coding region: 917-1327 (136 amino acids)
Biological process (GO): valyl-tRNA aminoacylation
Cellular component (GO): cytosol
Molecular function (GO): ATP binding; valine-tRNA ligase activity
Source: RefSeq, a predicted model, not a curated record